AUGAGUGAAGACAUUUUACAUCGCAUGCGUAGAAUAAAUGCUAAUCCCAACAUUCAAUUUACAUCAAAUGUAUACAAGGAAGCAUUGAUUUUAAUUGAGGAUGUAUGUUUGACAAUAGCCAACAAAUCACUGACAGAAUUGGGAAUGAUUGCUCCAAAUAGAUCUGGUAAUGACAUUUUCGAUCGUGAUAUACGACGAGAAAUGCACUUCGAUGUUAAUGAAUUACAAACAUUUGUUCGAAUUAAUCUGCCGAAAUUGGUAUUAGAACAACGAACAGCAUAUGACACAAUUAUAAAUGCAAUAUCUAACAAGAGUUGUGGUUUAUAUUUCUUAGAUGCACCUGGAGGCACUGGCAACACUUUUCUUAUUUCAAUUAUUCUGGCAACUAUAAGAUCACAAAAUAAUAUUGCACUUGCUACUGCAUCAUCUGGUAUCGCAGCAACUCUUUUGGACGGUGAUCGAACAGCACAUUCAGCAUUGAAUAUGCAGGUAAUUGAAACUCCAACAUGUAAUAUUAGCAAAUAUUCUGGGAUCAUGUCAGCUUAUAAUAUGGGAUGA
Messenger RNA from Argiope bruennichi, 558 nucleotides. RefSeq lists its product as uncharacterized. Gene Ontology annotation, molecular function: DNA helicase activity. The record is from RefSeq and is a predicted model, not a curated record. Bases 1 to 558 code for a protein of 185 amino acids. Gene Ontology annotation, biological process: telomere maintenance; DNA repair. Lineage: Eukaryota; Metazoa; Arthropoda; Arachnida; Araneae; Araneidae. The transcript has a single exon.